AUGUCAGAAAUCCCACCGUCUCCUCCUCCUUACCGCAAAGAGACUUCUGUGUCCGCAAUUGCUACACAGCCCAAGCCAGCCACCUUCUUAGACGGACUUCAAAGUCGUAUGAAACGUUUCCAAGAGCUUGCACAGAAGGCUAAGCAGGAAGGGAAUGAUAGAAAGGCUAGAAUGAACAUGAGAAUGGUUGAACAGUAUGCAACGGCUAUCCGUGAUGCUAAGGCUGGACGGCCAAUCGCAGUGGCUGAACUUCCCUCCACGCCGGACAUGCCGCCGUUACCACCUCAAAAGCCUGUAGUAGUCCCCAAAGGACCUGCUCCCGGAAUGCGUCCCCCACCUGCUGUGGGACCUCUGGCUCCAUCCGGUCAGCCAGGGAAGUCUAGAAAUUCCACUCAGCUUGAGUUUCUUCUGGAGCGGCAGAAAGAGUUCAGACAUGCUGCCAUGCAAGCAAAAGCUAAAGGAAAUAUGGAGUUGGCGAAAAAGUAUCUGCUAGAGUCUAAGGGCUUCGACAAAAUGAUCGCUGCUGCAAGAGCUGGUUUGCCUGUUUCAAUCAGAUCUACCCCAGUUCCUCCUCAAGCAACGACAUCACAAACAACACUUCAGCCGAAAAUUGUCUCCGCAGGAUCAAGCACAACAGGAGUUGAAGGCCGUGGAGAAGCGUUAGCGCUGAUGGAAAAAGCUUUAAUUGAGCAGGUACAGCUGGCCGAAAAUAGUCGUAUGCGAUUUACGAGAUUAGGAGAUGUGGGCAAAGUAAGUUUUGUCACAGUUUAA
Strongylus vulgaris is the source of this 771-nucleotide messenger RNA. The record is from the annotation of a GenBank genome assembly. NCBI's taxonomy places the organism in Eukaryota, Metazoa, Nematoda, Chromadorea, Rhabditida, Strongylidae.